GCUAACUCUGCAGCGUUUCUUUUUGCCAAAAUCAAUCCCACAAUCCCCACACACCGGCGGUGUAUUCAUUUGAAUGGUACAACUCUGAAACGCUAGCGGACCUGCACACAGAGGAGCUGCUCUGGAGUUUAACCAGUUUUUCACGUUUGGGAUUUACACACCUGAGGGGACCUGGUGCGCCUCACAAAAUGAAGCGUGUCUCCUACUAUGGAAGCUGGUAACUUGAGCAUGUUUGACAGUGAGAAGUCCUAAAGGUCAACCAGCAUACAUCCAUAUGGCUUUCUGCGACCCUGCCUGCACUUUUCUGCUGAAAAGAACAUGAAGCAGGUGGAUAUUAUAAAUAAGGAAGAAUUAGAUAAAGAGAGAUUUCCAGUGCAUUACGGAGUACACGGCCCAGGCAAAGCGAAGCAAUUGUCAACUUGCAAGAGGAAAAGUUGUCCAUUGGCGGAGGUGGGCUUAAAGCUGCGCCGCAAAUCAUCAGAUGUAGGGCGUGCCCGUGACCCCGGCAUGGCCAACAAAGAAAAUGAGCUGACGUGCUCCGAUGAUGUGCGGGGCAUCUACCACAAUGACAACUGCGGGCUCCCUGUGAACUCUGCAGAGGCCUCCAAGAUGGCAGGGGCCAGCUCCAAGUAUGGCGACUUUACCGAGCUAUCAAAGGACCACGAAGCUAUGACUCACAUCCUCUUCGGAAGGAACCUACGACUAAAAGUAGCCCAAACACUAUGGCGAAAAAACGCCAGUGAAUUAGUGGCCUACCUAAUAAGAAUUCAGGACACAGGGGUGCUGCUUGACUGCUUACCUGUCUUAACUAACAACCUUCAGACUGAAGCACCAUGUUUAUCACUUGGCUGCUGCGUCGACCUCAUGCCCCUAGUGAAAGUGAUUCUUGCCAGUAAAUAUGAAGAAAACAUAAUGGUGGGUUUACACUGGGUUCAAUCCGUCAUCAGGAAGUGGUGGCCAGAACUUUCUAAGAAUGAGAAAAGACUGCGGGACAGUUGUUCGGAGGACAGGAAUAUUGAGGUCAUGAAGCAGCGGCUGAAGGACUUGUGGAAGGACGGAGCCCGGUUAUGUUUGGUUCCAGGAUCUACGGGAGAACUGGCAAAGGCCAUCGAGUCUUAUCUAUCACAGCUGCCAUGACCGUCGUCCGUGUAGCACUCUGAGGAUGUGACCACUACUGCCAGAUCAUGGCUGUGUUUUGAACUGAUAAUGACGCCAGAGAACUGGACUGGUUCAUUCUGCCACUCAAACUCAAAACCUCUUACUGGGACUGAACUUGACAAUUCAGACAACUCCCUCAGUUAGAGCUGGAGACUCUUAAGGAGGGCUGAGAGAGGAGAAAAACACACACACAGCAAAUGACUGCUUCACAUUGAAGUGGACCGUCUUGUGAAGGGGCAUAUUUAGUGGACCUCCAUGAGACUGGGUGUAACGUCGCUCUAUGAAGUGCCAAGCUCUUUGUCUCUCACUACACCACUCUUUGCCAUGGAAUGCAAAUGCACUUGUGGAUGUAAUGAAUGCUCCGCUGUUUUUAAUGUUUGUUUUUGCGCCUGGGUUCUCCGGAAUCAGGAACUUGAAUCUACAACAGUCUUAAGUUAUUAGAGCUCCUCUUGUUUUCAUUUUGCCUCUUCAUAUGACAUCUGACUGUAUCAUGUAAAUUGUAAAAACAAGUGAUUCUUUUAA
This is a messenger RNA of Epinephelus fuscoguttatus (brown-marbled grouper), 1680 nucleotides long. RefSeq names its product katanin p80 subunit B-like 1 (gene katnbl1). Gene Ontology annotation, cellular component: nucleolus. The transcript has 10 exons. The record is from RefSeq and is a predicted model, not a curated record. The coding region runs from base 319 to 1137 and encodes 272 amino acids. Gene Ontology annotation, molecular function: microtubule binding. NCBI's taxonomy places the organism in Eukaryota, Metazoa, Chordata, Actinopteri, Perciformes, Serranidae.